AUGUCAUUAUUACCGUUAAAGGGUGAUAUACCAAAGUUUUUAGAGCCCUAUCUUCCUCAGCGAGUGGACGGGAGUUAUGGACGACCAUUUGUUACGCUAACGUACGCUCAAUCGCUUGAUUCGAGGAUCUCUAAGGGCCAUGGCCUCCGGACUACAAUAUCCCACCCGGAGACCAAAACCAUGACGCAUUACCUGAGAUACCACCACGAUGGGAUACUAGUAGGCAGUGGUACAGCAUUGGCAGAUGAUCCCGGCCUCAAUUGCAAAUAUGGCGGAACACGAUGCUAUGAACAUUCACCAAGGCCAAUUGUGCUCAAUGGGCAACAAAGAUGGAAGUUUGAAGGAUCCAAGAUACAAGAACUUUUUUUGAACAACCAGGGUCAGGCCCCAAUUGUCGUAGUAUCCGAAGAGCCUAGCGUUAAGGAAGAACACGUCACUUACCUAGUCUGUCCUUACAACGAUUCGUUAAAGGUCGAUUGGCGGACUUUGCUAGAAAAGCUAUAUCAUGAAUUCAAUAUACAUUCAGUAAUGGUAGAAGGUGGAGCUGUUGUCAUCAAUGAGCUAUUACUAAGAGGUGAUUUAGUCGACAGUCUUAUCAUAACCAUAGGAUCAACGUUUCUUGGCGAAGCCGGUGUGGAAGUCAGCCCUUCUCAUUCAAUACAGCUUCGGGAAGUCAAUUGGUGGAGAGGCACAACAGACGCUGUAAUGUCUGCUAUGUUAUGCAACAGUGGGAAUGACAAUUUUGUUUAA
This is a messenger RNA of Torulaspora delbrueckii, 750 nucleotides long. RefSeq names its product 2,5-diamino-6-(ribosylamino)-4(3H)-pyrimidinone 5'-phosphate reductase (gene RIB7). NCBI's taxonomy places the organism in Eukaryota, Fungi, Ascomycota, Saccharomycetes, Saccharomycetales, Saccharomycetaceae. Gene Ontology annotation, biological process: riboflavin biosynthetic process. Bases 1 to 750 code for a protein of 249 amino acids. The transcript has a single exon. The record is from RefSeq and is a predicted model, not a curated record. Gene Ontology annotation, molecular function: NADP binding; 5-amino-6-(5-phosphoribosylamino)uracil reductase activity.